Messenger RNA from Portunus trituberculatus (swimming crab), 1880 nucleotides. RefSeq lists its product as uncharacterized. The transcript is spliced from 3 exons. Bases 161 to 601 code for a protein of 146 amino acids. Lineage: Eukaryota; Metazoa; Arthropoda; Malacostraca; Decapoda; Portunidae. The record is from RefSeq and is a predicted model, not a curated record.
AUCACAGCAUACCCACUCGUCUCUUAUUGGUUACGGGUAGCUGCGCAACACGUGAUUGGCUGAGAGGAGCGACCACGUGUGGGGAACAGCAGGAUGCAGGAACACUCAUCAGUGACAGACGGCGAAGAGAGAAGGAGGAGGUGUUUGCCUGACCUACACCAUGUUUAGUGCUUUACUCUACUCAUCCCAGGAGGUUAGGUUACGCUGGCCAGGACAUCGGUGUGUGGUCAGUGGUCAGUCUUUCUUCAUCCUUCACACCACCAUCACUACCACCACCAUCAACACCACCACGAAUCCUGCAGGAGGUUCCCAGGGCAAUCUCGUGUCCUCAGCAGCCAUGCCCUCCGCCUCCUCCUCCUCCAACCCCUCCUGCAGUGCCUCAGGGUCCCGCGUCGCCGUCAGGAGAGUGAAGGAAUACCGAGAGAGGCAGCGGUCCAGUGCAUCCACAGACCUUGACUACCUCUGCGCUGCUGCCCGCACCGCCCACUCAGGCCUCAGACUCUACCUCCUCAUCACCACGCCCUCCCCACCCACGCCCACACCACCCAAACCUGCCCUCGUGCCUCUCCUUGGUCGUAGAUCCCCGUGGUUGCAACGAUAAUGAUGAUAAUGUUAUUGUGUAGUAUUUUGGUUGAGUCACCCCGCAAAUUUGAAUCAUAGAAAACGGUUUUGGUGUAGAAAAUGUUCAAUUCAUGUGUAUUGGCUGAUUUUGAGAAGCUUUGUUGUAGUUUAGUUACCCCGUAGAUUUUAAUGAUAGAUAACGAUUUGGUGUAGAGAGUGUUCUUAAUUUUUGUGGGUGUUUAGUGAUAUGAUUGAUUGACUUUAUUUUGUUGUUGAUGGGAUAAAUAGAGAUGUACUUUUGAUAUAUUAGGUUAGUAAAGGAGAAGGAAGUAUUAGUUUGCAUUAUACAUGUUUAUUUAGCGAUAGAAUUGACAUUUAAGAUAGUAAAGAGGGAAAUGGAGAGAAAUAAUGGAAGUUUAAUACAUGAGAUCAAUACAGGAGAGGAAACUGAGAGAGGGACAUGGAGAGAAAUAAUGAAGUUUAAUACAUGAGAUCAAUACAGGAGAGAGGGACAUGGAGAGAAGGUCAAUACAGGAGAGAAAACGAAAAGAGGGAAGUGAAGAUAAUUAAGUCAUAUGAAAUCAGUACGAGGAGAGAAGAAACAAAAAAAAAAAAACCACUUGAUAUCUUUCGUAGUAUAUUUGCAAUCAUUGAUACACACUAGCAAUCAUCUUGGAGCACAUCUGAAGUCCUUAAUCGCGUGUGUAAAGGUAUCCGGUAGUGACUGAUCAGCUAAUAAGCAAGAUUACGAUUUAAUAUUGACACUUUCUCCUUUACGUAUUUGAGAUGAGCGUUUUUUCUUUCAACCAAGCACCUUUUCAUUACGUAUAUACACGAUCAAAUUACCUGUUAGCAAAUACACCAUUUAACUUAUACGUAUAUUUGACCAGUUAGCUAUUGACAAACAGACCAUUUUGACUACGUAUUUAAUCAGUUAUGUAGCUUUGAGUAUCUUUUCUGUAGUGUUCACGUAGGCGCCAUAAUUCACACACACGACCCGGGCUAAUACCGUAAGUGGCGCGGGCCUUGGCGAGGCUGGGCUGGAGCGGAGCGGGGCGGGGCGGGGCUGGGCUGGGCUGGGCUGGGCUGGACUGGACUGGACUGGACUGGGCUGGGCUAGGCGGGUCCGGGCGGAGCGGGCACCUUUGAGCGGCACGCGACUCCCCAACGGGACGGAUCAGCUGGCAGGUUUAUGGGCCAUUUAGAGAUCAAGAUCAAGAGCAGCUAAGACAGUGACGUAAUGCAGCACAGGUGGACUCAGGUGCUGCUAAUUAACUCAAAGGUAAAGGUAAGGAUUGGAGUUUACUUAUAUUACUUUA